This is a messenger RNA of Amyelois transitella, 1929 nucleotides long. Its product is annotated as serine hydrolase-like protein 2. The coding region runs from base 633 to 1541 and encodes 302 amino acids. NCBI's taxonomy places the organism in Eukaryota, Metazoa, Arthropoda, Insecta, Lepidoptera, Pyralidae. The transcript has 6 exons. The record is from RefSeq and is a predicted model, not a curated record.
AUAGUUUGAUUGAUACAUUCAUGCAUUUCAUGAUCAAUCAAUUCUACGCAAAAAUACUAGCAUUCAUUCAUAAACUAGUACAAUUCAAAAGUAGAUAAUUGUUUUCAGUUUUAUCGACAAGUUCGACAACAGAAAAGCGUAAAUGAGCUAUAUAUGCCCGAUAACAAAAUAAAUAUGACGAAAACCUUCCAUUCGCCUUUUGACUUUAACCUUGAUAAAAACAUUCACCUGUACAAAUUCCAAAUAGCAAAUGAUUUAGUUGAUAGUUAAUACUGUCUGGAUAUACGCGAUUAUCUCUUUGGCGAAUAAUAAUUAGAUAAACGUAGAUAAUAAUAUUUUAUACAUUCAUUAUUUGUGGUGUGCGUGAUGUGAUUGUAUUAUGUUGAGACAAACUACAUAAAUAUUAAAAGUAAAUAGGUAUCUAAUCUACCGACUAAAGUAUACGUAAAUAAGAAAGUUAUUGUUUUUGCGGGGUUAAUAAAAUAAGCUCUAGUAGGUAUUAUUGAACAAAAACAAAUACAAUGUGCAAAAGAGAAACUUAAAAAUAAAAGUGUAAAUUAAUUAAUUCAGCAAAUUUUAAAAUAUUACACUACUUUAUGUACUUCAGUCUAAGAUAAGAAACGGAUGCUAAAAUGAAAGCAAAAUUAACUAAAGAGUGGUUUUUAAAUACAAAAUGGGGAAAAAUUGCGAUAAUCAGCUGGGGAGACAGGUACAAGCCAGGAGUUCUCCUGGUACACGGCUACAUGGACUCGGCGGCCACCUUCGAACCUUUGGUGUCUCUACUGCCGGACACGUAUCACUAUGUCAGCUUCGACUUUCCUGGGCACGGCAAAUCGGAUCACGUCGCCACCAGUCUGCUAGUCCAGCAAGCCUUCGUCGUGGAAACCAUUAAGGAUAUAGUUAACCAUUUGCAGUGGAGGAGCUUCAUGUGUGUGGCACAUUCCAUGGGAUGUUUAAUUGCAUCUUUGUAUCACCAUCUUUACCCCGGUAAAAUCAAGAGGAUCAUCAAAAUAGAUCCUCUGCUAGCGUUGACAGCAUAUUAUUAUCUGAACGAAGCCCACGCGUUCUGGUUUAAGUGGUGUCAUGAAUAUUAUUACGACCAUUAUCAUUUGUACAACGGGGCACCCCCAAGGUUGUUCUCGCGCGAUCAGCUCAUAGAAUCCACGAUGAGCACUCGCAACUUGACUCGGCAGCAGGCCGAGACAGUGCUGUCGCGGUCCAUGGUGGCAGCUGAGAACGGACUCGUCAGAACAUCAACCCAACCCAUCAUGCGUCGGAUGCUCAACAUCCCGGCUUUCAAAGACUCCCUCGUCUACAUUCUUCAACACAGGCCUCCGCCCACCCUCAACAUUCACGGGACCAAGACCAAAAUACCCAAGGAAGAGAGGGAAUAUGUCCAAAAACACUUCGUAUUCGAUAGUCCUACAGUAUUUAAUGUGUAUAUAGAUGCGUAUCACGAUUUGCACGUGACACAUCCUGGAGAAUUGGUGCCUCACAUAGUCGAGUUUAUGGACAGAAAGCAUUUUAGAGCGAAAUUAUGAUGAUAUUUGAUGAUAGAAUAGAAUAGAUAGAUUUAUUUUCAAAAUUGGACACAAGGUAUCACUUAUUGAAGUCACAUCACUUAAAUCUUAUUAUAACUACUACCGCUUCCAAAGCGCAUGUGUAGAAGAGGCGGAGCAAACUACACUGCAGCAUUUUCAUUGACCAUCACUGCCGAUGAAGCUGUACUUUGCAACGUAAUGCUAUAGUAACACGUUUCACAGCGCUCUGCUGGUCAAGUACGCGUAUGACCAGCGAUGAAACCAGCCGUAUACAUGUCAUGUUACAGGGUUGACACAGACAAUAUCCUAUCUACCAACCUUCCAGUUAUACAAGCUGAAUCAAACGAGGGGUGCACUGCUCUUGCAUUUACUUGAUAGAGCCAAUUCA